Molecule: messenger RNA, 603 nt
Organism: Suncus etruscus (white-toothed pygmy shrew)
Lineage: Eukaryota; Metazoa; Chordata; Mammalia; Eulipotyphla; Soricidae
Product: cathelin-like
Exons: 4
Coding region: 1-531 (176 amino acids)
Biological process (GO): defense response to Gram-positive bacterium; antimicrobial humoral immune response mediated by antimicrobial peptide; defense response to Gram-negative bacterium
Cellular component (GO): extracellular region
Molecular function (GO): lipopolysaccharide binding
Source: RefSeq, a predicted model, not a curated record
AUGGAGAACCAGAGGAAUAACUCUUUCCUGGGAUGGCGGUCCCUGUUGCUUUUGCUGUUGGUUCUGUCGUUCCCUCAGGCCUCUACUCAGGACUUAGGAGUCACUGAAUACGAGUAUCCCAGCUAUGAGACACUAUUCUUCAGCUAUGAGGGGGUUGCUCUCCGCGCUGUGGAAGACUUCAAUCAGCAGUCGUCAGAAUCCAAUUACUUCCGCCUCUUGGAACUGAACCAGGCGCCCAAUGGAGAUGAGGACCCCAGCAGUCCGCAGCCCAUCAGCUUCCUAAUCAAGGAGACGGUGUGUUCCAAGACAGAGCAACAGCCACUGCAGCAGUGCGACUUCAAAGAGAAGGGGUCGGUGAGACAGUGUGUGGGAACAGUCACCCUGGACUCAGUCAGGGGCUCCUUCGACAUCAACUGUGACAAGAUGCAGGGAGUCCGCCUGUUUGAACGGCUAAAAAAUCUCAUCAGGAGAGGUGGACAGAAGAUCCGUGGAAUUGGUAGAAGAAUCAAGGAUUUUUUUCGGAAUCUUUAGCCCAGAAUGGAGUCAGAGGGAGGAGAACCCUAGGCUUUGCUCAAGCUUUUGGAGUCUGAAAAAUAAAUUCUU